GCUCGCUGGUUUUGUCCAUACCUAAGCAGCGAGGUAUGUAUCAAGCCUACGGAGCCUUGAUGAACUCCGGCAUUGACCUGGAACUCUUCUGAUGGUCCCGUUGUUGUCUCUUGUGCUUAAACAUGCAGUUCAUUGUCAAUAAUUGGAAGUCGAGAGUAGGAGGACCAGUGAAUGCAAGUGCUUUUCUCAAAUCACUGCAAUCCACUCGCUCUCCAGCGAAGGAAAAGGAGAUGUUAAUAGAUUUGUUUGACGACUGGGAUGUUCUCACAAACACUUGGUUUGAAGUUGCGGACUGUGCGAGCUUCAUAGAGGAACUAGCAGAGGACAGGACCUUUCCUGCACGACAAAAGGCUGCUUUGCUAGCUUCUAAGGUUGCCUUCUGUCUUGAAGAUUAUGAGAACUCACUGAAUUUUGCUCUGGCCGCAGACACUCACUUCAAACUCACUCCUAGGCCGAAGUCAAAGACCGUUGGAGAGAAAGACGCUGAGUAUGUGAAUAAGAUCAUCGAAAUUGGUAUUGACGCUUACAAAAGUAUCAAGAGUUGUGAUGCUAAAGUGGAUCCCCGCUUGGAAGCCCUCAUCAAUAGAAUAUUCCAGCGAAAUCUUGAUAAGAAUGAACUACUGUAUGUUAUCGGAUUGGCUCUAGAUACUCGUCGCAUCGAUAUGGUAGAAAAGGCAAUCAUACAGAGCGCUGAAUCUCAUGUAUUACUCCUGGAAACUAUCCAAAAAGUGACAAACGCUAAAAUGGAUGUGCAACUCCGUUCACAACUACUUGAUGUUCUUGUGCGUCUAUUCACGAACAACAAACAUGCCGACUUUGUUGCCAUAUGUCAGUGUCUGGUGAAGUUAAAUCGACCAGAAGAUAUCGGAAAGCUGCUAGAUCGGCUUAUGUCACAUGAGAACGGAGAUCUCAUCGCUUAUCAAAUCGCUUUCGACUUGUAUGAAAAUGCUUCCCAGCAAUUCAAUACUCAAGUGCUCAACACAUAUGCAGGUCUUCAUCAACCAUCGUCGAGUGCUGCCCCAAAAGAAGAGAAAAUGGAGGUGACUCCAGCACAAACAAGUGCUGAGCCGAAAGAAGGACAGCAACAAGAGCAGCCUCAGGCUGAGAGUAAGUCCGAAGGGAAGUCCGAGGAGAAACCGACUGAAGAGCAGUCUUCCCCAAUGGCUCGACUGAAAGCAAUCUUACGGGGAGAAGAGACUAUCAAACAACAUAUGCAAUUUUUGAUCAAAAACAACCACACGGAUAUGUUGAUUUUGAAGGAAAUGAAAGACUGUGUUCGAACAGCUACUGCUCAUAAUGCGACAUUGAUGGCUAAUGGUCUUAUGCAUCUUGGAACAACAUGCGACGACUUUUUGCGUGACAAUCUGGACUGGAUUAGUAAGGCUACCAAUUGGAAUAAGUUCAACGCUGUAGCUACUUUGGGUCUUAUUCAUAAGGGGCAUGAAUCUGCUGCCAUGAAGCUUCUGGAGCCAUAUCUGCCCAAAACGGAAGCAGACCAGUUCGGUUUCAAGGAAGGUGGAUCGCUCUAUGCUCUUGGCCUCAUUCAUGCGAAUCAUGGCACUGAAGACUGCAUCAAGUAUUUGCGUGAACAACUCGCUGCUGCCCAGACAUCUGCUGUCCGGCAUGGUGCCUGUCUUGGAUUAGGACUUGCGGCAAUGGGAACACAAAAUCAAGAUGUAUACUUGCAAUUACGUGAUGCACUGUAUUUGGAUGAUGCCGUUUCUGGAGAGGCCGCUGGACUAGCUAUGGGCCUGGUCAUGGUAGGAAGUUUGAACUCAGCCGCCUUUCAAGAUAUGGUACAAUACAUUUGCGAUACUCAACAUGACAAGAUACAACGCGGCCUGCGCACAGGAAUAUCACUGCUGGCAUACGGGAGACAGGACGAGGCAGAGUCAUGUAUCGGGCAACUCAUCGACGUGAAAUCUAAUGCUAUGCUGCGUUCAACGGGGGUAGCCAUGUUGUCGAUGGCAUAUGUUGGCAGCGGACGCGCUAAUAUUGUUUCAAGACUUCUUGAAAAGGUAGCAACCGAUCCAAAUAACGACGUCAAGCGAUUUUCGGUCAUGGGCAUUGGGUUUCUGUUGAGCAACAGCCCAGCUAUCUGCAAAGAUUACGUAGGAAUGCUUGUGGAACAUUUCAAUAGUCAUGUUCGAUACGGUGCCGCAAUGGCGCUUGGCAUCGCUUGUGCUGGAACUGGAUACAAGGAGGCUAUAUCUCUGCUUGAACCGCUACUAUCUGCCAAGGAAAACUAUGUGCGUCAAGGGGCUGUCAUAGCGUUGUCCUUCAUUUACGUACAACAGACUGAUAUAAGUUGUCCAAAGGUUGGUGAGUUCCGUAAGCAGCUCACAAAGAUGACCACUGAGAAAGGGGAAGAUUCUAUGGCAAAGUUUGGAGCAAUCAUAGCACAGGGCAUUCUUGACGUCGGCGGACGCAACAUGACUAUUGCAUUGCAUAAUCGCUCGGGUACUACUGAUAUGGCUGGUGUAGUUGGAAUGAUGGCGUUCCAGCAGUUUUGGUAUUGGCACUCCAUGGUUCCUUUGAUCUCUUUGGCUUGCAAACCCACAUGCCUGAUUGCACUUACUAAAGAUCUGCAAAUGCCAAAAAUCGAGUUCAAAUGCAAUGCCAAAGCAUCGCUGUUUGCCUAUCCUCCACCGCUUGAGUCAAAGAAGAAGGAGGAGCAUGAAAAAGUCGAAACGGCUGUUUUGUCGAUCACGCAUAAAAAGAAAAUAGCCAAGAAGAGUGCGGAGGAGAAAAUGGAGGUUGAUGAUGAAGCUCUGAAGACUGCGAAAGAAGAGGAAAAAAAGGCAGUACCGGAAAACGAAGCACCUACUCAUACUAUCGACAACCCUGCCAGAGUGGUUCGACUGCAGCUGAAGACGCUAUCCAUGGUAGAAAACUCAAGGUACAAACCGGUAAAAGCGAUUACAUACGGAGGCAUUAUCAUGCUUCUAGAUAGAACCCCAGAUGUGAAAGCCGAAAUAGUCGCCCAGGCCGUGGCCGGUGGCACCACACUUGAUCCAGCAGCACCGGAGAAACAACCGCAUGCGACAUUUGAGAUAGAUCUCAAGGACUACUGAUAAUCUGUCUUUUCCCGUGUAAUUUAUUAUAAUAAAUCAAGUGUAUAUGAGCGCAAGAUGAUCUCUUGUGUCCAGAGCUUAAUCUAUAAAAUACUUUUCCGAAG
Messenger RNA from Cylicocyclus nassatus, 3178 nucleotides. NCBI's taxonomy places the organism in Eukaryota, Metazoa, Nematoda, Chromadorea, Rhabditida, Strongylidae. The record is from the annotation of a GenBank genome assembly.